Aspergillus tubingensis is the source of this 1077-nucleotide messenger RNA. RefSeq names its product similar to An03g03680. The record is from RefSeq and is a predicted model, not a curated record. The coding region runs from base 1 to 1077 and encodes 358 amino acids. Lineage: Eukaryota; Fungi; Ascomycota; Eurotiomycetes; Eurotiales; Aspergillaceae. The transcript has 3 exons.
AUGUGGUUUAACCUUACCACCAAUCAGAAGGCCUUCGCCUUGACUUCUUUGCUCCUAACGCCCGGUGCCUUAGCAGCUGCUAUACCGCCAAGCGAAGUCAACUCGGACUUGAUAACGCCCUCAUUUGUUGCUGAUGUUCCGACGAACACACAUGUCCCUACAACUGGAGCGGAUGGAAGCCUAACCUCCGACCCAAAUGUAGGUGUGACCUGUCGGACCUGCGAUGAAGACGGUACCCCGAAGAGCAUCUGGGAAAUUAUUGCUUCCCAGCCGAAUGCUGCUCCCAGAUCCGUCGACGGGGUCCAUUUCCUGACUGAGCGAGACGACGAUACCCCGGAGAACAUCUGGGAAGUUAUUUCUGGUCCGCCGAAUGCUGCACCUAGAUCCGUUGACGGGGAACCUUCCCUGACUGAGCGAGACGACGAUGCGGAAUCUAUCACUGGCCCCCACGGGUACCAGCCUUCCACCUCUGUUGACGAAGCCUCUUCCCUAACAGAGCGAUCCAACGUUGAUGCGAAUGACAUUACUUCCGAAUUUCGAGAGGAGGACACCCUAAGCGGAAAUUCAGAUGAUGAUGUUGCACCAUCGAAGACUACACGCCAGCCGACGACCGAGGUGAAACGGGCUGCAAAAGUCACCGGUGAUGCCAAAUAUAAGAAACUUAAGGAAGCCCUCGGGAAAACACCAGAAGUUGGCCAGGGCUAUGCCAUCAAAAUCAGGAGUGAACGAGCUCGAGUCGCCGGCAAGAAGGUCCCCGACCAUUACCUGAUAGCUGCAGGCUAUGUGACCGAGCACAAAGAAGGCGGCGUCACUUAUCUCAAAUUUUCCUCUGGAUGCUGGGACAUUCAGCUCGAGGGCAAGAAGAUUGUGUUCACAGAUCGUGGUGCCAGCAGCUGGUAUGACUGGAGCGAGACUAAAAUGGAGGUGCUCGGUAAGAUCAGGUCGGGCGUGGACAACACGGAGAUCGAGAGAUAUGGGGAACAGAUUGCCGCCAAGAUGAAUAAGAAGGGUUAUAACACCCUUUUUAACAAUUGUCGGGACUUUGUGCUUAAACUGUAUGCCGAGAUCAAGGCUUGA